AUGACACUGCCGUCUUCCCUGAAAUCGCUCAACCUUUCCAUGUCUUCUCCUGUCUUGCGCACCGUCUUCUCAUCAGCAUCUCCGUUCACCGCGCUAGAGGAGCUGCUCAUCAUUGAAUGCAGUGAGCUGGAGACCUUUCCCGAUUGCAUAGGAGACUUGCUCCCAUGCCUGCGCAACCUGACAAUUCGCAACUUCACCUUACCCAGCAACUUUGGUCAUCUGCCAACCCUCAAACUGCUGGCGCUGGAGGGUUUGCGUUUCACCGAGUUCCCUCCUUCCUUCUGCCAUCUCAUGUCUCUCGAGGCACUCUCAAUAGUUGACUGCAACGAGCUUCUGCAGCUGCGAGCAGGGUUCUGCCGCCUCACGGCCCUCAAGGCGCUCUGCCUCUCAAGCUUAAGAGUGGACAUCUCCCAUCUGUCGCAGCUGAGGGUGCUGAAGCUGAACUGUGUUGGGGUGAUAUGUGGGCCUGCAGGGAGCAGCAGGCUGUCGUGUCUGCAGCAGCUAGAGCAGCUGGAGAUGCGGUUGGACCGUGGCAGCCAAGAGCUCCCAGUCCCCCUCACCUUGAUGUUUCUCCCUCGCCUGCGCAGCUUGCUGAUAGAGGCUCCCGGAAUGUGCAACCUCUCGGGAAAUCUGGGGGCAGCGUUGCCGCAACUGCGGCAGCUGACGCUGUUUCUUAGGUCAUCAGAGGAGCUACCAGGAAGCAUAGCGGAGCUCAACUCGCUGACGUCAUUGAGGGUGAAUGCACCUCUGCUGACGUCACUACCCCAGGGCAUGAGCCGCUUGUCUCGGCUGCGUAAACUGGAGCUGAUUCACUGCCACUCGUUGCAGCACCUCCCCGAAUCUCUCACCCAGCUGCACCAGCUGAUACUCCAAUACACCCCCAUCUCGUCCCUUCCUGCGGGUCUGCGGCUAAUCUAA
Molecule: messenger RNA, 918 nt
Organism: Closterium sp. Naga37s-1
Lineage: Eukaryota; Viridiplantae; Streptophyta; Zygnematophyceae; Desmidiales; Closteriaceae
Source: the annotation of a GenBank genome assembly